CUAGGGCAUAGAGGACCUGGGGGCUGGGGGAAAUGCCCCUGCUUCCAAUCCCAAAUUUAGUAUUAGUACUUAUCUGGCAAAAAGAUAAGUGGAGACCAUUAGAUAAAGUAGUAAUUCGGUCAAAGAGCAGAUAACAAUUAUUGUGAGAUAUGUGGAUGACCACGGAGUUAAGUAUGAAUUUCAUGAUAAUAGUAAAUGUUCCCAAAUCAAGUAAACAUAGGGUAUCAUGUUGGUUUUAUAUUCUUUAUGUCAUUUUUAUUUACAAGAUCACCACUUGACGAAGUACAAGUAUACAUCGUCAAGAGUAAUAACACUCAUUAACAUCAACAACUCUGGGUAGUACUGAGUCCUCCGACUGCAGUAGUAGGAAUAACUAAGUAGUUAUAGUGACUAUGGUAGUAAUUAAUAUUCCAAAGCUUUUAUUAGUAAGUGGAGUUUGAUCAUUAGUUGAUAGGGACAUAGACAACCAAUAAUAAUAAGAAUAACAGAGUAUUAUUAAUAGAGUGUUAUUGUAUAAAUUAAUGUUUUGGGCCAUGUAAUUCAUGAAAUAUGGGCCAGCCCUUAGGAAGAGAAAUGAUAUAAAAGGGGGAAGGAGGGAGGAAGAAGGUAGGCAGAUUUUCAGUUGUAAUUAGUGAUCACUCACCUUUUAGGAUGAACUCAGGGGGGCACAAUUCUUCUCAAAGAUUGAUUUACGUUUUGGCUACUUCCAAAUUCUGAUGACUCCAUGUUAGGGACAGACCUAUUAGGGUAUUAAAUAAAAGAGUUGGUGUAGUUAUAUUUCUGUUUGAGAUAAUAACUACAUUCUGUUGGUGGGAUACUAUAAAUAGAUGUAAAGUCAGAAUAGAGGGAGGCUAUUUUGACUGUUUAGUAUUUUCUGGGAAGAUUGAGAAUUAUCUCUCUCUUGGGGCUUCGGCCAUUGUUACUGAGCUUCUUCAUCAAUAAAGUUUACAGUUCUUGUUCUUGAAAUUUUCUUUGAUAAUAUUUUGUAAAUUUUCUCAAUACCUAGACAGUUCUAUCAGUGGUAUCAGAGCAUCGUCGAUCUUUGUGGAUGGUCUGGACAAGAACGAAGAUGGAUAUACGAAUGAACGAACUGGAAGAGAAAGUAGACAGAAAUCAACAACAGACCACGGAGAUGUUAGCAGAGAUGCAGGCGACUCUUCUCGCCAGAUUGGACGCUCGAGCGCAAGAUCGAUCGCGAAGUAGAUCGAAAGCUUCAACCGCUUCGCAUCGCACUUUGCACAACCAUCAAUCACGCCAUUCACGAAAAUCAACUCACUCUGGAGAUUCGGGAGAAAACUCAGACUAUGAACCUACGCAUCACCAUCAGCACCACCAUCGGGAGCGUCAGUCACAACAUGAACUAAAAUCAGUGAGUUCAAAUGACUCGGAAGGGAACAACCACUACUCACCACCACAUCACCAUCAUCACCGACACAGAGAAUAUAGUCACCACCACCACCAUCGAACAGGGAGGAAAAUUGAUUUACCGUUAUUCAACGGUGAAGAUGCUUAUGGGUGGUUAAUCAGAAUUGAUCGUUAUUUUCGUCUUAAUCAUAUCGAAGAGGAUGAUAAGGUAAACGUAGCGGUGGUAGCUAUGGAGGACAAAGCCCUUAGCUGGUUCCAAGGAUGGGAGAACCAAACGCGUGAGAGGAAUUGGGGAACUUUGAAGGCAGCUUUAACUAGGCGAUUUCAACCAGAAUUGGUUCAGAACCCUCUGGGACCUUUAUUAGGUCUUAAGCAGGAAGGUAACUAAGGGAAUUUUCUUGAAUGGAUUGAAGAAGGACAUUAGAGCUGAGUUGAAGCUUUAUUGUGCGAGGAAUCUGGCUGAGAUUAUGGACACAGCACUAUUGACUGAGCAUAAGAAUCAUGAAGUAUUGUCUAGAAGAAACAAGGAGGAAGGGAAGAAGGUAUGGAAGACAAAUCGAACAGGACAAAGUUACCAUAAAUGGGGAAAUGGCUAUAGAGGGAGUUCUAGUACAACCAAGAACCCAUUUGGCGACUAUUCAGUUGAUGAUAAGGAGGAAUCUUCAAAUUCGGUUCAGAAGAAAACAAGCCCCAGAUUAUCACAGAAUGCGCUGCAAGAAAGAAGUAGAAGAGGAUUAUGUUUUAAAUGUGGUGAAAACUGGAACCGGGGUCACAAUUGCAGGAUGAAGAACUUCAAAAUGGUGAUGAUGGAACUAUCUGAAGGAGAGGAAGGAUCUGAAACUGCAACUAGUGACUCAGAAGUAGGAGAAGGGGUUCAUAUGGGAUCCAAGACUACGUAGUUGUCAGUCUUAAGUAAAGAAGGAAGCUCCUCUACGAAUACUUUCAAGGUAAAAGGGGAAUUGAAAUGGUCAGAAAAUGAGCAAAGAUGAAUAUCUUGAUUGAUAGUGGUGCUACCCACAACUUUAUAUCCCAACAAUUUGUAGAAAGAUGGAAGAUACCUUUCCAAAGUAUCAAGGGAUAUAAGGUACAAAUAGGGAAUGGAGACUUGAUCUCUAACUAUGGUAGAUGUGAAGGGAUGAAACUGAAUGUGCAGGGCAAUGAAAUUCAACAGAAAUUUUAUAUGUUGGAGCUAGGUGGGACUGACAUGGUGUUGGGAAUGGAAUGGUUGAUUGAUCUAGGUGAUAUGGAAGUUAAUUUCCAAAACCAGAUCAUAAAAUGGAAGAAACAAGGGUUGAAUCAUAUUAUUCAAGGAGAUGGAUAUUUGUGGCACAAGGAGGGACAAAGUAAUAAGCAGAAGCAAGAGCAGAUAAUUGAAGGCAGAAGGAAUCUAUAUAUAUUAAAACGCUUAAGUCACGUUCCCGCCUACUGACUAGGGAUAUUUACGUAAUUACAGCUAAACUUUCUAUUCUUCCGAUUUACCCUAGCGUAUUCUUUCAAGUUCGGGGAAAUUAGGGCUCUAGAACAGACCUUCCGCUACACUUCUCGCUGAAGUUGGCCUCUCAAUUGGAGCUCUGUUAUCAUCAAACGAAUUCAGAUUUUAGGGCUCGAGCACAAACCUUGCGCUAGACUUCUUGCUGAACUGGACUCUCAAUUGGAGCUCUGUUAUCAUCAAACGAAUUCAGAUAUAUUCGACUUGAUCCAACUCCAAAGAGUCCAUCAACUCCAAAUUUCUCGAUAUUGGUGAGUAUUCGUAGACAAAAUAUUGGUCAUCCGGAAGCAGUCUCUCUGUGCUUCAGUACAGAGGUAAGACUGCGUACAUCCAACCCCCCUUACCCCACCGUGGGUGGGAGCCUUUGCGGCACUGGGGUAAAUGAAAAUGAGUGAUUUCAUGCUUUUCAUUUUAAAAGUUCAAUGAACGGUCUUCAUGCCCUUUCUUAAUUAAAUUACUUUCACACUCCGUACUAUCUGAUUAAAGAUAUCUUAGCAAAGAUGAUGUUGUUUUAAUGGAGUUAUUUUGUGAAAAUUGUAGUUGCAGGCUUGCAGCUACGAGGACUCUAAAUAGUACUCCGUAUUAGUAUUGUUAUGUGUUUUUCUUAUACUAUGUGAAAAAUAUUUCCACACAGUAUACCCUGCAGCUAUAGUUGAACCCCUUAGAUUUUAUAAAAGAGUUGUCAUGUUGAUUGUUUAACCACUGAGGUAUUCAAUAAUUUGUGGGAAUCUAAUUAAUACAUGGUUUUGUCUGAUCAAAUCCACCUUAUUUCAUUACUUCCACAUUAGUUCUGUCACUUUCUUUCAUCAAUAUAAUUGAUUUAUUAUAUCUGUGAUUUAUUAUAAUUGGUUUAUAAAAUGUAAUUAUCUCCAUGUAUGUUUUCUGGAGUUUUAGUCUCCUUUGUUGAUACAAUUUUAUCAGGUUUUGUGUUCUUUGAACAUGCACUUUUUAUAUUGGAUCCCACCAAAAGUUGCAAGUAUCUGGUGGAUUUUUUAAGGACCAAAAUACCUACUCUGGGACAGCCUUCCUAAAGCUGUAACGCACUCCCAGUUUUAGAUGCUUUUAAUAUAAACUACAUGAGAUCUAAUAGAAUCCCAACAAUGAAGAUUAGGCAGUCCUCUAAGCUGACUGAUAUUCUAAAAUAAGAAUGUCAUAACUAUGACAUUCUACUAACAACUCUUAUUAUUUUCUUAUUUUUCUGUUCUAAGGAGAGAAUUCUUUGCUUCAGAAUACAUUGCUAACACAUUCAAAACCAUCAUUCUAAGUCUUUUUUUGAAAGUGAAAGUCUUAUUCCUAA
This is a messenger RNA of Cuscuta epithymum, 4151 nucleotides long. NCBI's taxonomy places the organism in Eukaryota, Viridiplantae, Streptophyta, Magnoliopsida, Solanales, Convolvulaceae. The record is from the annotation of a GenBank genome assembly.